CUGGGGGGGAAGGUUUUUAGCUAUUUCGCCCAUGGGUUGAGAGGGGCAGCCUUCAGUCUAACAUGAGACAGCAGAGGGUGAGCACCCUAGUUUUCACACACUAAAGGUGCUGAAGAGAGUGAGCACAUAACUCAGCCCCACAGCAGUGGAGUGGAGAGAGGAGUGGCAGCGCAGCACAGCAACAUGUUUAAAACCAGCUACUUACGUGAGGUGCGUAAGGAAAAGUAUGAGCGCUCGGAUGUUUUCGAAGAAGCGAGCAGCCCGGAGGCUAGCUCUCCUUCCUCAGGUCCCACCGCUGCACAAGGUUGGGAGAGCUUGCAAGAGCUGAACAGCCGCUUCGCCCGUUACAUCAACCGGGCGCGUGUGCUGGAGCAACGCAAUGCCAUCUUCCGCAAGCAGCUGGAGACGCUGCAGAGGAUGGAGGAGGCGUCGGGACUGGAGGAGGCCUUUGGUGAGCAGAUUAAUCUGAAUCGGCAGCGCAUCCGAGAGCUCUACUCUGACCGUGCCAAACUCGAAAGAGAGCUGAAGGAUGCGGAACGUAUGCUAGAUGAGUUCACCAACAGGUAUAGAAAUGAAUGUGACUAUCAAGAACAGCUGCGAGGUACACUGGAACAACUUAAUAAGGAAGCUGAUAAUGCUCUACUCAGAAACCUUGAAUACCAGAUCCAGUCUCAGUUCCUCCAAGAUGACAUCAACUCUACCAAAGACAGACAUAAAAAGAAUCUGGCAGAAAUCCAAACUUACGUGAACAUUCUGCAACAAAUCAACCAGACAACUCCUCUUUUGCCUAACAUGUCGGUUGGGAUAUCAGAGGAACAGGAAAAGCUUCUUGCCCAGCGACGUGUUCCAGCACUGCAGAGUCAGCUGGAGGAGUGCAAGAGCGCCCUCUGCCAGCUACAAGCACAAAAGCAAAGACUACAGACAGAGACUUCUGUGUUGGAGCAAGCCAUAAAAAGUACACAGGAAAGCUAUGAUGAUGAGAUCCAGCUGUACAAUGAGCAGAUUGAGUCCUUAAGGAAGGAGAUUGAGGAGGCCGAACGCACACUGGAAAAGUACACCAAUGAGUGCCGGCACCUGGCAAUGUACCAGAGCUCCCUUGAGAAUGAACUGGAGAGAUACAAACGGAUCAUUGAAAACGAGGACAACAGGUUAAAUUCAGCGAUAAUUGGAACUCCAAUUACGUUGUUCACAACUAAUUUCAGAUACAUUCACAACCCCACGGUGCCCAGGGGAGGGAAAGACAUCACUCAGGCCAUGCAGGAUAUUACCAGUGUGAAAUCCCGUCAGAAAAAUCUGGCAAAGAAGGUGAACAAAAAGAGAGAAAUCACCCCAAGAGAUGUGAUGGAUAGUGGUCUUGAGGAAAGGGUGUCUGGUGUGGAUCAUCUGGAAGAUGAAAAGAAAGGCAUGGAGGUGGAGGAAGGUGAGGUGAAGCGUGAGGACAUCGCCCUUCACACUGGUGUUGCACGUGAAGAUGUUCCAGAUGGUGCUCAGAUCAGUAAGGCAUUUGACACACUUUGUAACAUUGUUCGAGACCGCAUGAGGAAAUACAAAAAGCCAGAGCCCAUAGCUGAUUUCUACACAAAAGGCCGUUAUGUUCUUGUCACGGGUGAUUCGAGCUACCUUGAUCCCUGCUUCUACACAUCUUCUCCUUCUGGUGGUCAUGUCUUUGUGACCAUUUGGGAUGGAAUGAUGCCCCCUUAUGAUCCCUAUGCCACACCCUCAAAACCAUCUCCCACCCCCAGUCCUACACCUAGGCCUCUCUCUCCCUCUUCCCCCUCAGAAGAUGGAGACUCACAGGGCCAUAAAGGAAAGGGAGAGAAAGGAGGGGAUAACAAAGGGAAAGGGAAAGAGGGAGGAAAUGGUGGUAAAGGCAAUCAUAAAUCAAAGAAUGGCGAUCACAACCCAAAAGCCAAGGACCCUGGACCCACAUCUCCAAACACAAACCAUGGACCCACCCCUGCUCCUACAACACCGAAAAAUCACAAUGCAGGACAGCCAGGGCCCCGUAACGGUAAAAAUACCGAUGACAACAGUUCCCGAAGGGGGCUGCCACCCAUGCCUUUCCCAAGAACCAACAUACCACCUGAUUCAAUGAGUUAUGAGAAGGUGGAGGUGGUGGAGUCGGUAGAGAAAUUGUCACCUGACAACAAAGUGAAAGGCUAUGAAGAAACCGCCAUGGUUGUAGAAACCAUGAUUGAAAAGACCAGCAAAAAGAAACAUGGUGAUCGAACCUGAGAUGAUGAAACAUAACAGUCUAAAACUAAACAUCCUAACAAACAUUGCCACAUUCCAGCAUUCCUGCCUCAUGACUGCAAGUUUCUAGAUGAUUCUUAAUCAUGCUCUUGCUGGGUCGGACUGUGCUAUUUACCUCUCUCUGCCAGUUACUCUGGCCUUUACUGUCUGAAAACUUGGGGAUCAUUUUUUCAAGGCCAUGACCACCCCCUUAAUACAAAUAAGAAUGACUUGAAUCUUCCUUAGCAUAGAUGAAAUAGAUGAAUCUGAAUGUUCCCAAUUUAUAAUUUGAAUAAUGCUGCUGCCCUCAUACAAUACAAGUUCAGUCUGAAAAGUCUGGUGCACAAAAUACCUGAUUUGAAAUGCCAGCAGAGCUCUGCUGUGUAUUGUUUUCAAAAUAAAAUCCCAAACCUCGCAA
Molecule: messenger RNA, 2650 nt
Organism: Sardina pilchardus (European sardine)
Lineage: Eukaryota; Metazoa; Chordata; Actinopteri; Clupeiformes; Clupeidae
Product: filensin
Exons: 8
Coding region: 184-2235 (683 amino acids)
Biological process (GO): lens fiber cell development
Cellular component (GO): cytoplasm; intermediate filament
Molecular function (GO): structural constituent of eye lens
Source: RefSeq, a predicted model, not a curated record